Molecule: messenger RNA, 1731 nt
Organism: Dreissena polymorpha
Lineage: Eukaryota; Metazoa; Mollusca; Bivalvia; Myida; Dreissenidae
Exons: 9
Coding region: 158-943 (261 amino acids)
Source: RefSeq, a predicted model, not a curated record
GUAAAACGCUAUAUAUAUUUUGAACGAUAAAUAAAUGAUAUUUUGGUUAAGGUUUUCCUCGAAAUUCAACAUUGUUUUUUAUGCGGAGUAUCACAAUAUUACACGGACUGAAGGAUUAACCAAAUGAUGACGCAUACCACCAUAACCUAAAGCCAGAAUGUCAUCGUCAACAACGUGGGCGGAGUUAACGCAAUUUCAAUGCCCAGUCUCUGGUUGCCCUUCAAAAGAAAGCCAGUCUUGGGUUUGUGAGAGGGAUGAUACGACUAUGUUUAUGAACUCCAAUGGCGAAAUAUCAUGUCAACUUGGAACACAUAGAGGUAAUAUCAACACUUGGGUGUGGAAUUGCGGGGACAGCUUUCAUCGAUGGAAUGACAAUAAAGCGUCCCUUGAUAGUUUCGCCGAAGCAAUGUCACAGGAUAUAGGGUCAUUGUCAAAAAUGGGUGCAUGUUGGUAUGCAGCGCUGAUCUUAGAGUUGGGAAAACAAUUCAAGUCAUCGAGUCGAACCUACUCCACCACAUCCAGCAACGCAACAAAGGCAAAAAGGAUACCAUCUUCUACAAAAUCAUCCUCAAUGUCAUCAUCAUCAACUUGGGUAGCCUUGGACGAAUUCAGAUGUCCGGUAUCGAAGUGUCGUUCAUGGGGAAGUCGUUUAUGGGUAUGUAACCACGACGGUUCAUCGAUGUUCAUAAACGCCGAAGGCAAAAUGAAAUGCGCAAUCGGCACACACGAAGCGGACAUCUGCAAGUGGGGAUGGAGUUGUGGCGACAGUUGCCAUCGAGAAAUGGACGAUCAAGCGUCUGAGGGGGGCUUCUCAAAUGCCCUGGGACUGAAUUCACAAGCGAUGAGCAAACUAGGUUCAGUCGGGGUCAAAACUCUGAUUUCGGAAUUGGAAAAACAGUUUAGCUCUAGCGGUUCGGUCAUUUACUUCACUAGAGCAGGCUAAUAGCAGUGUUGCGUUUGUCUACAUGAAGAACUGGUCUAUAUUAUACAGAUGAAUUAUAAACCGAUCAACCUAAAUAUUAGUUAUCUCUAGCAAUGAACUAUAUUUAUAAAAUUACAAAGAAAACACAUUUAGAAUGCAGUAUGUAUAGAAGGUGGGUCUGUUGCAUGAGAUUAGUUUCUUUACUUGUCUGUAAUUACGAUAUGCAAGUGGUAUAAACAUGGUUUCUAAACCAUAUAGUAACAAUGUGCAUGCUAAUUUUAACAUUGCUUGUGCUUGAUCGCAAGUUAUGAAACAUUAUUCAAUGCUGUUUAAAAAUGGAACAUUCUAAAACCGCUAAAGUAAAAAACGUAACUCUGAAUGAUGAGCCUGCCACUUGUAACAGUAAUCCAUACAUAUUUUGAUAGUAAGAAAAGUGAACAAAUUGAGAUUAGGACUUUAUUUUAUGUUUUUGUUUUAUUAGUGAAAUGAUAACAAUUGUAUCCAUCUUUAUCUAUUUAUUUGCUUAUACUUUCCAUCCUUAAUGACUCACAAGAAAUCAGCUAAGUAGAUGUAUGGUCAUCCAAUAAGAAUAAUAAUAAUGUAUAGAAAUGUGCAAUAGUUGUUAGAUAAACGCAUGUCAAAUUAUGAACAUAUGUAACUCAUUUCAAUUAAUCCUCUAGCGGUUGGCAUAGCUCCUGGCAAACUAAGGGUUAUUGUAAUGUUUCAGGGUUAGUUUUGUAAUAUGUUAUCAACGCUCAUGUUGUUACAUGAUAUUAAAUAGUAUUCAAGUUUUAUUGUUGUCAAAUAUC